Molecule: messenger RNA, 790 nt
Organism: Plodia interpunctella (Indianmeal moth)
Lineage: Eukaryota; Metazoa; Arthropoda; Insecta; Lepidoptera; Pyralidae
Gene: Pburs
Product: Partner of Bursicon
Exons: 3
Coding region: 93-503 (136 amino acids)
Biological process (GO): G protein-coupled receptor signaling pathway
Cellular component (GO): extracellular region; bursicon neuropeptide hormone complex
Molecular function (GO): neuropeptide hormone activity; G protein-coupled receptor binding
Source: RefSeq, a predicted model, not a curated record
AAUGGAUGGACAGUUUCAUCCUGUGUUUCUAGGAGCAAAGAUUAUAUAAAUUGUAGUGACUAAAUUCCUUUUUUCUAAAAUCAUUAAGUAAUAUGUUUAUCAAAAGUGCGUUAUUUUGUAUUACACAUUUUUUAUUAAUUAAUGUUAUGCUUUGUUCUGGCGAAGAAACUUGUGAAACUGUUCCAACUGAAAUACAUGUAACAAAAGAGGAAUACGACGAUAUGGGUCGACUAUUGAGGUCAUGCAGUGGCGAGGUGAAUGUGAAUAAAUGUGAAGGAAUGUGCAGUAGCCAAGUUCAACCUUCGGUAGUAACAGCUACAGGAUUUUUAAAGGAAUGCUACUGCUGCAGAGAAAACUACUUACGUGAGCGAUUAGUGACUCUGUCUCACUGCUAUGAUCCCGAUGGUCUUAGACUUGACGACGAAGAUAAUGCUAUAAUGGAGGUCAAACUACGGGAACCAGAUAACUGCAAAUGUCAUAAAUGUGGAGAAUUCAGCCGAUAAUGAUUUUGGAAUUUGUAACUACAUUGACAUUCUUACCCCUAAUAUAAGACUGUCAGAGACUUCAGAGAUCGAAUACUAUGAAAACGUCACGUUAUGUACGAUACGUUAUGUAUGUAUAUGUAUAUAACAUGGAUUUAGUAGUACUUCGUUGGAGUACCCACUAAUUUCAUGGUAUAGGUACAAUCAGUUUUAUAUGUAAUUUUUUUUGGUCAAGGUAAAAACUAUAAUUUUAUGAAAAUAAUAUUAAAAUGUAAUUUUAUCGAAACAAAUAAAGUUAGCAAAUAACA